Molecule: messenger RNA, 3784 nt
Organism: Porites lobata
Lineage: Eukaryota; Metazoa; Cnidaria; Anthozoa; Scleractinia; Poritidae
Source: the annotation of a GenBank genome assembly
CUUUUCUUGAUUCUCUAUUUCUUAAAAAAAAAAUGUAGGGAAUCUGCAGAUGAGAUGCGAGAUAGUAUGAUCGCGGCCUACAACUUGUCACGCACCAUCAACAGGAGUCUUCAAGGUUAUGACAGGAAAGUUAGGCCAAACGCAGGAGGUCCGCCGGUUAUUGUGAAGAUUGAAUUCAAAGUUAUUUCUUUUGGAGAGAUCAAGGAGGCUAAUAUGGUAUGGCAGUCUACCUAGUUUAAAACCUGUGGAAAUUACUUAAAUGGAAUUGCUUAAAGCAUAACAUGGCUGAUUUGGUCGAUGAUUCAAGAAAAUAAGUCUAGGUUUUAGCUAGCGUUUUGUAGCACGAGCCAACGUUUCUUUUUCUCCCUUAGAAUAUUUAGUGACAACAAUUAUCUACAUGUAUUGAAGUUUGGGUUGACGGCAAGUACUCUGCUAGGUUUGAGUCAGUUAUCACUCAAUCCUGGUGACUAUUGUUUGGGGCUUGCUUUGUUUUCUGGAAAUGGCGUUUGACAGUCAUUGCCUAGAGGGUUCAAUACGUCGCACUCCCAAUUAAAUAUUAACCGAGGGACAGCAUAAAGUUUUCAGUUAUUGUCUGAACGUUUUUAAUCCUACAGCAUCUUAACAUCUUACCUUUUUUUUCAAAGGAGUACUCAAUGGAUAUUUUUAUGCGUCAGUGGUGGAAUGAUCCGAGAUUUAAAAACAACUACAGCCAACCCUUCAACAUGGCAGCUGAUCCUACCAAACUUUUUUGGACUCCAGAUACGUACUUCUGGAACGUUAAGGAUGCUAAAUACCAUUUUGUAACCAGAGAAAACAUGAGAGUGAAAAUAUCUCCUGACGGAGAGAUUUAUUACAGCACGAGGUAAAUGAAAGAACUGAACAGAAGCUGGGUCAGAGCUCGGUCCAAAAUAAUAAUUAUAAUAACAGUAAUAAUAAUACUUUAUUUAUCUUCUCUCAUUAUGGGCCUUUUCAGGGAUAAUGAAACAAAUAAUUCAAAUAGAACAUUAAAUGGUUAAAAAUCCCAACUAGUAGGAGGUGAACCAUUUGUCUAUUUUACAAGCGUCAGGCCUAGCGAAACCAGAACUACCCGAGAACAAAUUCAGCUAGCGGUAAGGGCGGGACUUGAACUCGGGGCCUCCGAAUUGAAAGUCCAGUGCUCUAACCGCUCGGCAACGCUGUCUUGUGCUUCGCGAUAAAAAAACACUCAAAAGCAAAUUAAUGUAAAAAAGACUAAAAAAAAGUUUGUAAAGAUUCAGCUGUUUUAUUUUUCAGAAUAACUCUAACUGCUCAAUGUGACAUGAACUUGCGGCUUUACCCAAUGGACACACAGUAUUGUCCGCUUAUCAUAGAAAGUUGUAAGUAUAAAUGCAUGUUACUUACUAACUUUCUCGACAAUUGAAAUAUUGUGAAUCCUAUACCAGUAUUAAUACAUGUGAAUGAUAGUAGAAAUAAAUAAAAUAAAUACUAUUUUUCUUUCUUAUAUCGCAAGGAGACUUUGUAUCCGGGCAAUUUGAUUUUAACCUUCUUUCAGUUUAUUUAUUGAACCUUUCUCGUUAUGACAGAUGCCUACACGACAGCUGACGUGGAUUACCGCUGGAAAGGAGGAGACGACCAAGGGAUAGAGAUCGUAUCCGCUGAAAUGGCGCAAUUUGAUCUCGUAGGCGUAAGCACUCGUACUAAAGCUCAGACGAACAGUAAAGGUAUGAACCAGAAAAAUAUUAUUCUGUAUUUAUAUCAAGGUUGCACUGUACUGACCUUUUAGUAAAUGCUGAUGGGAAAGCGGACAGACUCUUUUGGUUUCGUGUUCAAGUGGAAUUACCAUGUCUCGGAAAGUUUCAUUUCUAGCCCUCUACUGGCACUUUUUAAAUAUUGAUCCUUCUUCUAUACACAUGAGAAAGUUUAGAUAGCAAUUUUAAGGUCGAUGAUCCAUGACGAACACUGCAAUUACUUCUUCACGAACAUUACAUUUUUUCGUAUUUUUAAUUUGAUCAAGUCAUGCAGUUCUCGGUGAAUUUCAAACGCCGUUGGGGGGGCUCUUCAGCACAACAUUUCAAUACUGAGGAAGGUCCAAAAAUUAUUUUUCAUAAGUGUCUUUUUGGUUUGAUUUUUUUAAAGGCUCAUUUGCAAGUUUGACGGCAGUAUUUUCAUUCCGCCGACGCACGGAAAGUUUCAUCUCGUCCAUCUUCGUCCCUUCUAUAGUCCUUGUCGUCCUCUCGUGGUGCUGUUUUUACAUCUCUCCUGCUGCAGUUCCGGCAAGAGUUGCUCUUAGCAUUACCACUAUAUUAACCUCAAUUCUGCUCAAGGGUAAUGUUAAUAGGGAUAUGCCAAAAGUCAGCUACAUGAAGGCAGUGGACUAUUUCAUGCUUACCUCCUUUGGUUUCAUUUUCGCUGCUUUGAUUGAAUAUAUCAUAGUGCUAAACAGUGACCCAGUAUUGCCUUCAUGGUGCAAAAGGAGACAGAAAAUGGACGAGAAACAAAAAUUUACUGUGGUAAGUGAGGUAAGUAAAGAAAAAAGUGGCUUAAUUAAAAAAAAAAAAACAAAAACAAACACAAACCUUUUCACCCUUUUCUUAAAAAUAGACGAAACAUAGCUCCCAGAGAAUAUUUCUUUUCACGAGAAGAUAUUUAGAGAAUGGAACAUACAGGCAAAUUCGAAGCAACGAUAUUUUCGGAACGGAAAAUUUCUUUGUUUUCUGAAAGUUUUCACCAGUCUUAUAAUCUUAUUUGGCACAUGACGUCCCCUCACGUGACUGUCUUAAUGGCUGUAUUGCUUCAGGCCCCUUAAAUCCUUGUUCAAUGUUCGACCACGUUUCUGAUAAGAUCACACGACCGAGAAAGAGGUUAUGAACUUUGAAUCGGUAUGUUUCCAUCAUUCCUGUUUAUGUUUCCGGGGCAGGAAAUUUAUCUUUCAGGCAUUGUUUCCUCCACAAAAUUUUGCAAACCUAUUGUUUCCAAUUUCUCCUCAAUCGAAAAAAAUUCUUAUGCAAUUAAUUUUGGAGAGAAAAAACUGUAAUAUGCUGGGUUGGAUCUUGGGCUCUUUCCAAAUUUAUCUUUCCCACUUCAAUCACUCUCCAUUAAGAUACUCUUGAGUAGACAAUUUAAUUUUCAGAUCGAAUUGAAAUUUGGAAAUGUUAAUUUUUGACGAAAGGGAAAAACGAAGGAGGAAAACCAAGAACAACAAUUUCAAUCUCAAGCCACAACUGGCCUCGAUGGCAAGACUCAAAUUCAUCGAUCAUUGACGGGAGGCGAGUGUUUCUUACCACUGCGCCAUCCGAAAAUUGCUCCGUUCUCGGAGUUUCCUCGGCUCGUUAGUUGUUUCCGAAUCCUAACCCGAGUCCGACAGAGGUUUUUUAACCUCACUCUUGUCAAACUCACUAAGAAAUAGGUCGCAAAAAAUGGCAAUGUGGUUUCUCACUGGGUGUAGUCGAGAAAACCAGACUUUACUUGGAUUUGACUUGGGUGAAUGAAUAUCUUGAGCUUGAUAUCAAUCUUAUUGCUAUCGUAGGUCCAAGGCGAAGACAGCGUUGAUCUUGUUGUCCAGGUAAUGGAUGAAGGCUCAUGUAGGAUCCGUAGCAACAAGGGGAACUUCAAGCUGAAACCAGAAAUUAAGAAGGAAUCUGCAUCAAAAGAUCAAGAAAAACCUAAAACCAUACCGAAGGUUCAUUGGAUUGACCGCAUAUCAAGAUUUGCGUUUCCUAUUUUGUACGUACUUUUCCUUGUCUCUUACACCUUAUAUUAUGGGCUGCUGAGGGACGCUAGUAAAGAAAACGUGCCUGAAGAAUAA